Messenger RNA from Haliotis rufescens (red abalone), 5021 nucleotides. Its product is annotated as RNA-binding protein 28-like. Bases 9 to 2462 code for a protein of 817 amino acids. The transcript has 21 exons. The record is from RefSeq and is a predicted model, not a curated record. Gene Ontology annotation, molecular function: RNA binding. NCBI's taxonomy places the organism in Eukaryota, Metazoa, Mollusca, Gastropoda, Lepetellida, Haliotidae.
AAUACAGCAUGGAAGCAGAAAACUACAAGAGCAAAACACUCUUCGUGAGAAACCUGCCAUUUGUAACUACAAAUGAAAAGCUGACGACAUUGUUUGAAGAUAUUGGCCCAAUUAAACAAUGUUUUGUUGUUAAGAAAAAAGAUUCUGACCUCUGCCGUGGGUUUGGUUAUGUCAAGUUUUCUCUCAUUGAGGAUGCCAUUAAAGCCAAAGACACAAUAACUCAGUUAGAUGGAAGGAAGUUAACGGUGAGCUUUGCUGAUCAUAAACGGAAGAAACCACCAAGGAAGUUCUCCAAGAAAGAAGAUGAUAGCGAGAGUGAUGAAGAGAGGGAGCAGGAGGAGGCUAAAGAAACACAACAAGUUGGAAGAACUGUUGAAAAGGGGGAUACUGAAUCUGGUCCUAACCAGAACUCGAAGUACUUGAAGGCUAAAAUUGUGGUGCUCACAGGUUUUGGCACCGACCUUGACCUUGGUGGCGUGACAGAUUUAGUCAGUCAUGUGAAGAAAGUAAACAAGAUUGUCUACCCAGUAGAAGACAGGAAUGUCCCAACAGCUUUCCUCAAGUUCAAGUGUGUCCGAGACGCAAAACUGGCCAUCAGGAAAGUGCAUGAGAAAACUAUUAAAGGCUGUCAACUCUCCGCAGUACAUCUGUCUAAAGAGUUUGCUGAGAUGCCCCAGAAGAUGCUGAAGAAAUGUCGACUCAUAAUCCGAAACCUCUCCUUUCAGUUAGGAGAUGAAGAACUGCGCUCUCACUUUGAGGGCUUCGGGGAACUGACUGACGUUACCAUUCCCACUAAACCAGAUGGCAAGAAGACUGGGUUCGGGUUCGUUCAGUUCACCAAUAUCAAGGAUGCUGAGGCAGCAAUAUCUGGUAUGAAUGGUGUCAAGUUAAAAGGUCGGCCUGUAGCAGUGGACUGGGCAUUGAGCAAGCAUACAUACGAGGCACUGAAAGACAAAGAUACAGCCGCAUCCUCAAAAGUGGAUGAGGGGUCAUUCAGUGCAGAAAGUGAGGAGGGGAGUGAGAGUGACCAGAAUGCAGGGAGUGACAGUGAGUCCAUGUCAUCAGAGGAGGAGGAGGAGCAGGAAGACUCAGAGGAAGAACCUGAAGAGGAUUCCGACAGCUCGGGUUCGAGUGACGAGGGGUCCAGUGACGAGGGAUACAGUGACGAGUCAGAAGAUGACACAAAGAAAACCAAAAAGAAAAAGAAACCUGAAGCAAAGAGUGACAUCAGUGAAGGGAAAACUCUCUUUAUCAGAAAUGUUCCCUUCAGGUGUGAGGAAGACGAUUUGCAAGAUGUACUCUCCGACUUUGGCAAUAUUGUCUACUGUAAACUUGUGAUGGACCCCUACACUCAACAUCCUAAAGGCACAGCAUUUGUCAAGUUUGACACUGUGGAGGAAGCCGACAAGUGUUUGGCUAAGUCAAAGGACACCAGCAGGAAUGGAGGCAUCACUAUAAUGGACCGGCCGUUGGUCUUCUCACAUGCUGUCAGUCGUAAAGAAGCUGAUGAUUUGAUGGACAAGGAAAAGAAGAAGGAAAACAAGCUGGAUAAGAGGAAUCUCUUCCUUGUGAGAGAGGGCUUGAUCCGACCUGGCACUCAGGCAGCUCAAGGUAUAUCCAAGGCAGAUCUUGACAAACGAGCCAAGAUCGAAUCGCAGAUGCGUCAGAAGCUGAAGAAUGCAAACAUCUUUGUGUCCUCAACCCGCCUCUGUAUCCAGAACCUGCCCGUUGCCAUGGAAGACGCGGUGCUUAGACAGAAAAUACUGGAAGCAACAGACGUUGCAGCUAAACAUAUAACAGAGUGUCGGAUCAUGCGGGACACAACCCGGGUGACCAACAAGAGCAAGGGCAAGUCUCGGGGAUAUGCGUUUGUGGAUUUCUCGGAACACCAACAUGCUCUGGAAGCCCUGAAGACAAUCAACAACACAGUGCAUGGCGGCAAGAGGCUGAUCGUCCACUUCUCCCUGGAGGACCAGAGGAUGCUGCUGAUUCGCCAGAAGAAGCUGGAGAAGAUGAAGGCUCGGAAAGCUGCGGUGAUGAAGAAGGAUACGUCAGAAGACACCAAAGGGGGAAGCAGCUCCCAGAAGUCUGUGUCGGUGAAACUGGGUCAGGUGAAAGCCAGUGCCAAGAGGAAGAGCGAGCAGGACCUUGUGGCCAGGAAGCUGUGGACAGGGCCUAAAGGUCUGCCAUCUCACUCAGGGGCUAAAGUCAGGCACAAGUCCAGGCAAGGGCAAGGCCAAGGUCAAGGGCAGGGAAAGGGAGAGAAGAAGGAUCACAUGAGGAAAGGUCAGAAGAGGCCAGCAUCAAAUAUUUCUGAAAAGGAACCAGCAAAGAAGAAGAAGAAGAAGUCGAGGAAGGGUAAUAAAGGGCCCGGCAGUGACAACUUUGACCGGCUCGUACAGUCCUACAAGAAUAAGAUGACUGCAGCAGGGGACAGUGUGAGACAGAAGUGGUUCAACUGACCAGGGCUGACCUCUGCCUGACGCAUGGACAGUGGAUAUCUCUUCAUGAAGCAUGGACAGUGUGAGAUCUCUCCAUGAAGCAUGGACAGUGUGAGAUCUCUCCAUGAAGCAUGGAAAGUUUGAGACCUCUUCAUUAAGCAGCGGACAUUAUGAGUGAGUGAGUGAGUUGGGUUUAACGCCGCUUUUAACAUUAUUCCAGUUAUAUCACGGCAUGUCAACUUAAUGUGGGAGGAAAGCCCAACGUGAUAAAGGUCUCAGACGUUUACCACUUCGGUGAAACCCAUGAGCACGGGUAUGGUGCUGACAAACCUAGAAACAUAAUUGGCGCAAAUCGGGAUUUGAACCCACAGUCAUAGGUUUCUGGCCUACCCAAGGGACAGCAAAUCGCAGCGCCAUAGACGACCUGGCCACCCGUGCCCCCCGGGCAAUAUGAGACACAGAAGUGGUUCAUCUGACCACUGCUGACCCUCUUCAAAAGGAUGUCAUUGUAUAUCGCAAUAUUGAUGUAUCAGUAAUUUUUCCGUCAAUGCUGUACCCAUACAACUUUAUGAAUAUUUAUAUUAAGUAAAUAAUUCACUGCCAGUGAAAUGUUUAUUUGUUACGAUUACCAUGGUUAAGAUGGACAGUGAGCGGGCAGAAAAUUCAAUUUUGAAUAUUUAAUGACUCUGCCUAGUUCAUAUUUAUCCUUAUGUACAGGUUUACAUAGGUAAUUUUUAUCCAUACACAUACAGAAUAUUAUUAAUUGAUGAAUUUUGAUACAUAUGAGUCGAUAUAGCAAUGCUAAAAUUUCUAAUCUAUGACACUCCUACCUCUUAAUGAAGCUGGGGCGGUCGGGUAGCCUAGUGGUAAAGCGUUCGCUCGUCACGCCGAAGACCCGGGUUCGAUUCCCGACAUGGGUACAAUGUGUGAAGCCCAUUUCUGGUGUCCCCCGCCGUGAUAUUGCUGGAAUAUUGCUUAAAGCGGCGUAAAAGCAUACUCACUCACUCACUUAAUGAAGCUGUGGCAGUCAAUCUGAUUAAUGAAUGACACUGGUGGAGACACAGAAACAAUAAGUAAGUGUGGUUUUACGCUGCAUUUAGCAAUAAUCCAGCACUAUCACAGCAGGGUACACCAAAAAUGGGCUUCACACAUUGUACCAUGUUGAGAAUCAAACCCGAGCCUUCAUCAUGAGGAGCAAACACUUAAACCACUCGGCUACCCCACUGAUUAAUGCUGAUUCCAUUGUGUAGAUGACAUGUACAGAUUUGUUAAUGUGUUUUUGUUCAUAGAAUUUUAUGAAAAAACUUUUGAAUGAAUUUUCCAUGUGUUUUACUUUGAAAAAUAUGAAUUGUAUGAGUUGUCACACUCAUUACAUUGUAUUUUCUUGAAAAAGGUAUGCAUUUUAAACUCCCGAUUAUAGUUAUGAACAUCAGAAAUUGAUAUGAUUAAAAUAUAGGGUUUAAUAACUUCCAAAAAUUUAUUUCAAGUGUGGGAGGUAAUUGUCCAUUGUAUGUGAAAGUAGCAGAUUUAUUACCAUUGUAAGUUGAUAUGAAAGUACAAAGGUAAUGGUCGUCAUAUUUUGACAUGAAAGCUCAUGAGUUGUUGGCCAUCAUAUGUUUAUAGGAUGUUUUUGGCGUUCAUGACCAAAGUAUGUGAGCAGAAAUGGGGUUUAAUGUCACGUUCAAGAUAAAUGUGAUGUGCAUGUAUGUAUGUAUGUGUGUAUGUGUGGCUUCUUGUACUGGUCUGGACUAUUGCUAAUGCGAAGUGCUAGAACACUGAGCUACCAAACCACAGUUUAACAUGGAUACCCAACUCAGUCACAGUAUGCUGACCGUCCUUGUUUUAGCCCCUUAACCUUGAGUGCCAGGCUAACAACAAAUACCGUCUUUUAAUGUCUUGAGGUAUGACACAUCUCGGGAUUGAACCACCAAAUUUUCACAUUCAAACAGAUCCUCCCUCCGCUACAUCAAAGAGGGGUCAUAACCAUAGUAUGUUGAUGUGGAGAUUAUAAUAGUUAGUGACCAUCAUUGUCCAGAAGUAUAAAAGUUAAUGACUGCUACAAGAGGUUCCAUUCUUUUUUAAAUCCUGCAUCGGAUUCAUUUAGGAGCUAAAAGUGAAGGAAUACAGGAUAUAUUUCUGUGGUUUGUUGGAUGUUAAAACAAUAACAAAGACUGAAGCAAGUGAAUGAAAAGAACAAGAUAUAUGACAGUUGUAUCACUCCGUGGAGCACAGCCCAGUGGAGAGGUUCCAGGAAUGUGUGGAAUGAUGGCCGGCCGCAUUAGUGCCUCAUGCACAAGUAGAUGGUUGAGGAAAUAUCAAGAAAUAGGUCUGCUUGUGUUUCUAAGUGUUUACAAUCAAUGGUGGCUAUUCAAAAAACUGACAGCAGAAAAAUGAUAUGAUGGCAGCUAUUCUUGGAAGGAAGAGCCCUGUAAUUGUACUGAGUCUGAAGGUCAGUGCAUCUAGUGAGAAGUUGUCAUGUCAUGCAAUGUGGUCACUCUACAUUCUUGUUGAAUAAAACAGGUGCUUGUCAUGCAUUGUAGACAGUCUGGGGUCGUUUUUGAAUAAAGCAUGUGUCAGUUG